Molecule: messenger RNA, 228 nt
Organism: Sphenostylis stenocarpa
Lineage: Eukaryota; Viridiplantae; Streptophyta; Magnoliopsida; Fabales; Fabaceae
Source: the annotation of a GenBank genome assembly
AUGGUUGUUGUCAUGAUGGGACGGAGAAUCGAUAUUGGAGGUAUGAAUAUGCAAAACCUUACUUAUAUAUUGUUGAAUUUCUUCGAAUCUACACUGGUUGACUGCAUUGAUUUGAGCAAUUUCAGCGGCAACAGAGGUACUCUGUCCAAAACAGUCAUUCCUGUGACCUCACUCAAGGGAGUUGGAGAUGAAAUUCUGGUGAGAGUACAAGGAGGCACCCAGGAAUAG